CCGGGCCCGAGGCCGGGCGUUCCCCAGGGGGCCGGGGUGUUCGGCCAGCUGGAGCCGGACGGCGGGCGACGGACGGAUUCACCCCAGCAGAAGCCAUGCCAGGGCCUUCCACGGUGUUUUGGAUGACGUGGUAGCACAGCUUAAAACGCCCUCAGCAUCUUGGUCCCCACUGCUGUCCGUCCACCACCAAGCUGGAAGCGUUCUGGACAGGACAUAAAAUCACUGACCCAACCGUCUGUACCCCCGACUUGUCCUGACAGGGAGCAUUGACCUCUCCUCGUCAGGCCGAAGAUGCCUCUCUUUGGGAAUACGUUCAGUCCGAAGAAGACGCCCCCUCGGAAGUCUGCCUCGCUCUCCAACCUGCAUAAUCUGGAUCGGUCCACCCGCGAAGUGGAGCUGGGCCUCGACUAUGGAACCCCCACUAUGAACCUGGCGGGACAAAACCUGAAGUUUGAAAAUGGCCAUUGGGUAGCAGAGACGGGGAUUAGUGGAGGUGUGGACCAGAGGGAGGCUCAGCGCCUCCGCAGGCGGAACCAGCAGUUGGAGGAAGAGAACAAUCUCUUGCAGGUGAAGGUGGAGGUCCUGCUGGACAUGUUCUCUGAGACCACUGCCGAGUUCCAAAUAAUGAAGAAGGAGCUGGAAGAACUGAAGAGUGUCAACCGGAGAAGGAAAUGAAGACCUCAAGACGUUGGUUAGGAGAAGAGGGAGAACUCGACUGAUCAGAGGAGUGGAAUAUAGCUGAGGGUUUUUUAAGCUAAAAUAGUAGGUUAGGCCCUGGGAGACGGUUCCAGAAAUGGGGCCAAAGGCACUGGCACCCUUGAGUUGGCAAUAGAAAGGUGAUGGCUCCUGGAGGAAACCAGGAUUCCAGGCCAGGGCAGUAAAUAGCAAUGUCCUCUGGCUGCUCAGCACAGGUGGCCAGGCGGUGAGCGGGGCCGCUGAAGUCUGGGGCGAUGCUAAGACUCUGGGUGCUCGCCAGUCACUUAACAUGUAAAUGCACUUGUCCCAGGUUCACUCUCAUUGGAUGGACUCUUGGGAGAAGCAGCUGGAGUUCAUCCCAGCAUCCCCUCACGUUGGUGUUGGGGGCGUGGCCCCAGU
Messenger RNA from Eptesicus fuscus (big brown bat), 1095 nucleotides. It is a transcript of the gene CBY1, whose product is annotated as chibby family member 1, beta catenin antagonist. Gene Ontology annotation, cellular component: nucleus. Gene Ontology annotation, biological process: negative regulation of Wnt signaling pathway. Bases 292 to 675 code for a protein of 127 amino acids. The record is from RefSeq and is a predicted model, not a curated record. The transcript is spliced from 6 exons. Lineage: Eukaryota; Metazoa; Chordata; Mammalia; Chiroptera; Vespertilionidae.